AUGACAGGAGACAUUUCUACAUUGCAGGGCAUUUUUGGCGAGUGGCUGCGGUCACAGGGCAGUGCCCUGGUGGACUGGUCCAUUGCCUCGGACCAACCUUACUGCCUCAAUGCAUUGUCGGCGCUUUCCUCGGCCUUGCACGAUUGUGACAUUUCACUCUUUGGUGCAUUGCUGCAAGGAGCAGAAGCUGAUCCAGUCCUUCUUGAGGAACUGGUUCAAAUCGAGGUGGACAGUGGCUGGCUUCGUUGCAUUGACUUCUUUACCCACAUUGCAGUCAGUUCAGUGCUCGUGGCCAUUGCGAGGCUGUCACAGCUCUUCGCUGUCAUGACCGCUGCGCCGGGAAGCUCUAGUGUCUCGGGGCGCUGCCUCGACGAUGCGGCCGAGCUGGAUGAAGGCUCUGACACAGAGUCGCAUCGGCGAGCAGAUCUGACAGCAAGUCGCUGGGCUCUCGCUGAUGUGGCGUUGCCUGACACUUCGGGGCCGGACAACGAGCAGGAGCCAGCAGCUGGUUCGGGCCUGCCUCUGCCAAAGCUGACCUUGGGACAGUUCUCACGGCGUUUCCGCCUUUGGAGGCGCAAGCGCCUAGGGGCUUACCUGGCACUUCGACUGCAGCAGCUUCGUCCUCUCUUUGGCGGUGACCUCGAAGAAGUGGUCUUGGAAGAUCCUUCCCGUACCUCCGAAGCCGUAGCUGCCGGACACCGGCUUCAGGCCGAGGCCGCUGCACUGGCCAGUCAUCAACGACAACAAGAACGCGUGGAUAUGCUGUUCGAAGUCACUGCUCAGCUCGGCCAUCGCCUUGCCUUAGCGGAGAUCCAGAUCCAAUCGCUGCAGGAGGCACGCCAGGGUCAGGUGGCACGUUUGAGGGAGGAAAAUCGCCUUCUGCGCAUCAGACUGGGCACUUUGGAGGACAGAGUGGCCAGGCUCGAAGCUCAGGGUUCAGCCGACCCCGGCGACUUUCUUCUCCGUCUCGAAGGCCUCACAUUCUUGGGAUUGAGGCGUCUCCUCUUCGGGCGGGCUUCGGAGUAUGUGCAGUAUCCGGCAUCGGGUCUCAGUGCGAAUAUCUGGCCAGUGUCCAUCCUGGUUUCUGAGGAGUUAUCAUUGGAUCUCGGGUCUUUAAAGCAGUUCAACAUUGCAGAUAUCCUUUUGUCUUUGCAUAGGGGGGAUGUUCACAUCUCCAAUGCUCUGAAAGCUCUCCGCUGGGCGGCUAAAGCAUUGCGCCUGCGGCUUCCGGAUCUUUAUGGUGGUCUUCUGCUGGGUGUUGAAUCUAGGGUUCUUUCGGAUCGCAAGGAGGCUUUGCCACUCCCGAUUUUCAUUCUGGCAGCUUGGGAACGCUUCCUCUUAAGUGAGGAGGGGGAGACCGGGUUUCGAUUGUUCAUCGGGGGGCUCCUGAUUGCGGCGAACGCCAGUUUGCGCUUCAGCGACUGUCAGCAUGUAUUAUGGUCCUCGCUGCAGGCCGGCAGGGACUGUCUCAGGGCCAUCUCUUAUCGCACCAAGUCUUCUCGGGGAGGCAUGCCAUUUGGGCUGGUCUCGUCUGGAUUCUACGGGGACACUGCUGCAUAUUAUCACUCCUGGGUUUGCAAGUAUUUGUUUCUUCUGGGUUGCGAAUGGGAUCAUAUCACGGAGCGUUUUGGGGAGACGGUCCCCGAUGCUCUCUUCUUUUUGUCAGACGAAAUGGAGUGGAGACCGAUGUCAUACGCCCAGGCGUUGUCGGCCUUCCGAGGUGCUUUAGUGGCGGCGGGGCUUUCGCCGCACGAGGCUGGCAAUUACACUUUGCACUCAUUGAAGACAUCAUUGUUGGCCUCGCUGGCUCAACUUCAGGUUUCUUUCAAGAAACGGGGCCUACAAGGCCAUCAUCGUUCUUCUUCCAAUGGGUGUGUUUUGCUUUACAGCCGCGAUGAUGUUCAUGGUGCUCUGUCACUUCAACAGAUGUUUUGGGAUAAAGUUCGUUCGGGCUGGUUGCCAUUGACUCCACAAGCACGCGGCGGUUUGCACCCAGCCAAGCAAAUGAUGAUUGACAUAUCGGCCCUCCCGAUUGCAGCUCAGGUGGCGCCCCCGGCCCCGCCAGUCCCUGCCCCGGAGGAGGUG
This is a messenger RNA of Symbiodinium necroappetens, 2085 nucleotides long. The record is from the annotation of a GenBank genome assembly. NCBI's taxonomy places the organism in Eukaryota, Dinophyceae, Suessiales, Symbiodiniaceae.